Molecule: messenger RNA, 887 nt
Organism: Cornus florida
Lineage: Eukaryota; Viridiplantae; Streptophyta; Magnoliopsida; Cornales; Cornaceae
Product: receptor kinase-like protein Xa21
Exons: 1
Molecular function (GO): protein binding
Source: RefSeq, a predicted model, not a curated record
AAAGACAUGUCGGGAUCGGAUUUCUUCUCCACAAGGGAUUUUACAGCAGAGCCCUGCGACUUCGCCUGCGUGUAUUGUGAUGGAGACAGGGUCAUCACUUUGAAUCUCGAUGACCCGAGAGCCGGUUCGCCUGGUCUGACCGGACGCCUCAAUCCUGCAAUCGAAAAACUCUCCACUCUCGCCGAGUUCACCGUUAUCCCAAGUCGGAUCAUUGGCGCUCUGCCUGAAACUUUAUCUCAGUUGAACAACCUACGGUUUCUCGCCGUCAACAGGAAUUUCAUCUCCGGCGGGAUUCCGGCGACUCUAGGUCAGCUUCGUACUCUACGAACCCUCGAUCUCAAUUACAAUCAACUCAAUGGAAGUAUUCCUCAGUCGGUCGCAGGUCUACUGGCGUUGUCAAACGUCAUUCUCGGUCACAAUCGUCUCUUCGGUUCGGUCUCGACGUUCGUGUCACAAACUCUAACCCGCCUCAACCUCAAGCACAACGCACUCUCCGGUUCUCUUUCACCCACUUCACUCCCUUCUUCAAUACAGUACCUUUCAUUGUCUUGGAACCAAUUAAUCGGACCUGUGGAUCGGCUCUUAACCCGGCUUAACCAAUUGAACUAUUUGGACAUGAGCCUGAACUCGGUAACAUUCCCUUUCAUUGUCUUGGAAGAGGUGAUGAAGAUGAGUUCACGGGUAUUUUUUUUUUUUUUUUUCCUGGGUAUAUAGGUUAUUUUAAUACAAAACUAAGGGUUAAAAUGUCUUUGCAAAUAUAGUAAGGGCAAAUGUGGUAUUACAUGAUUAAAAAUAACUGAUGUCAUCAAAAAUCAUUAUUGACCGGCAUUGACUUUCACAGGAGGGGGCUAAGUGUUACGACGAAGCAAACCUCGAGGGAGGACAGU